AUGUUUGGCUUUCGCGCUGUCUCCGUGGCCGCGCUGCUAUGUGGUGCUGCCGGAACCACGCCUCGGCCUCCCUUUGUAGAGUACGUCAAGGUAGCAAGGUGGCUGGUGCACAACAGUGACUACGCAGUCUCGUCCACGAGCUGCGCUAGUGAGCGCCUCGGCUGUGCCUUUAAGGGGCAGCCCUUCGGUGAUAUCAUGUCCAUCGCCGAUGGCACUGACACGGUCUCCACUGGCAUCGUCUACACCUACCUCCCGCCGGAGGAUGCGGCAACCCAGGACAUACUUGCAGACCCCCGCAUGACCUUGACUUUCUCCGAGAAGGCCAUUGGCUGCAAGAGCACUGCCGAAGACCCGCCCUGCGCACGCUUGACCAUUGCCGGCAAGCUCACCGAGGUCCCGGCAGGAGCCCAAGCAGACCUUGCCUUGAGCUAUCUCUUUGCCAAGCACCCAGAGAUGAAGGGAUGGGGCAAGGCACAUUCCUUCAAGCCAUAUUGGAUGGCUAAAGAGAACAUCUCCAGCUUCUUCUUCAUCGACUUUUAUGGAGGCGCAAAGAAUUUCACUGUGGAGGAGUAUUUGGCAUCUCCGCAGGAGCAGCUCGUGCUGUGA
Messenger RNA from Symbiodinium sp. CCMP2456, 606 nucleotides. Lineage: Eukaryota; Dinophyceae; Suessiales; Symbiodiniaceae. The record is from the annotation of a GenBank genome assembly.